CAUUUAAAUUCAAACACGGCGGCAUGAAUUCAAACACGUUGUAGGUUUGUAUCUGCAUAUUGCACAUUUCCUUUUGUACGCUCACAAGUCGGUGGGGACAACCAUACCAUGACGCAAGCCAAGUUUCGCCCCAUAAAUUCGUAACAGGUCCGCCGCCUCGAAUCGAAUCCCCCACUCCUUUCCUUCCGCCGCCGCGCCGCCGGCCUCUCGCGCGAUGAGCUCCACGUGCAGGUCGUGCGGCGAGGGCGCGGUGGUGUCGGACCCGGACUCGGGCGCGCUCGUCUGCACCUCCUGCGGUCUCGUCCACGACGCCGGCGCGGCGGAGUUCGUGAACCAGGCCACCUUCAACGACGCGGGCGGCCUCGACCUCCGCGUCUCCUCCCUCGUCCGCCACCACUCCGACUCCGCGUACCGUGACAACAAGCUCGCCGGCGCCUCCGCCGCCAUCACCUCCAUCGCCGCCCGCCUCGGCCUCUCGCCGGCCCGCGCCGAGGAGGCCCUCCGCAUCGCCAAAUCCGCCACCGACGGCAACCUCGUAACCCCGGGCGCCGCCUUCCUCCCCGCCCUCGCUGCCGCCUGCACCCUGCUUGUCGCGCGAUCCCACCGCCUCCCGCUCUCCCUCGCCGAGGCCGCCGAGGCCGCGUUCUGCUCCGCGCCUUCCCUCGCCGACCUUGUCUCCCGCGUCGCCGCCCAGCUCUCGCUCCCUCCCCUCCCGUGCUUCGACUACGCCGCCGCGCUCGAUCGCGCCGUGCGCCUCUCGCCCUCGCUCACCGCCGCCGCUGGCGAGAAGACGGAAGCGAUUCUCGCCCAAGCCCGAUUCCUCCUCCGCUGCGCCACCAAGUGGUCCCUCACCACCGGGAGGUACCCACUCCCCCUCGUCGCCGGGCUGGUCGCCUUCUCUGCUGAGGUUAACGAGGUCACCUCUCUCUCUGUGGAAGACAUUGCCCGGGACAUUUCGGCGGCACCGAGGACAAGCCUCCGCCGAUACAAGGAGCUCGUUGAUGCGCUGGUGCAUGUCGCGCGGCAGCUGCUUCCGUGGGGCGCCGAUGUCAAUGCCAAGAACCUGCUCCUGAACGCGCCCGUGCUGCUUCGGCUCAUGGAGAUGCGGUCGCAAUCCCACCUGUCGGAACAGUUUCUUGAGGGUUUCGCUCCGGACAUGGCCGGCAUUGUGCAGGCGUACUCAUCUGUUGAUGACGACGAGUCCAGGUACCUCCAAGUUGGUCCCUCGGGUGCCGAGGAUUUUGAUUUCGAGAAUUCUGGGCAAGAGAGGAAGGAAUUGGAGGAUAAGAUGAUCUCGGAGAAGUGCCUAUCAGAUGCUUACCAAAAUGUCUUAAAGAGGCUUGCUCAGCUUCAGGAACUUGGGCAGGUUGGUAAAGGUUCUAACAAGAGGAAGCAGUGGAGAGGAGGCCUGGAGCUGGAACCAUGGAUGGAUUCAACGGUUGAUGGUUGGAAAAAGGACGUGGUGCUUGAGGAGGUGGUGGAUAUUGACAUUGGCUAUGAUGCACCACCGCCAUCGUUUACUGCUGGUAUGGAGUUGCGGAAGAAGAGGAGAGCACGCAUGGAAACUGCUAAGCAGCGAAUUGAUGCGAUUAGGAAGGCUCCUGCUGCUCCUGCCACAAAUGCAAAUCAUUCACAGCCUGUUGAAAGAAAUGAAGAUGCCUGUCCACCCCAAAAAUUGGCCUGGAAGAAGCAAGGGAGAAAGAAGAUGGAUGGUAGAUAUCAUAUUCCCAUGGAUAAUAUGCCAGAGAUGCCAGCUGGUUCAGAUGUUGGGAAGAAGAAAUGGAAAAGAGUUUCCUGUGACGGUAUUGAUUGGGAAGAUUGCAUCAUCGAGCUCCUGCUAUUACAUGGUGCAAAUGAGGUAGAGAUCGAGCAAGGCCAGUACAGAAGAUUGUUAGAGUUGCAUGUAUUCAGGGCAGUAAGUGGAGGAAGAUGAAAAAUGGCGAUGCAGUGUCUCAAGCCUUCAGUAUAUGAUCAUGAUCUUGCUUACUGAACAUAGGUUCUUGCUGCUCUAAAUUUGUGCAACAAUUUUUUAUUGAUAGAGAAAGCUCAGCUGAGUGCAAUUCUGUGAUGUUCAAUCAAGCUAAUUGAGGAAUGAACAUAUUGUGAUAGAGAAAUGAUAACACACAACAGGUAUUUUUGUUUUUCCCUGCUAAAGUAGACAGUAAAACACAACCUAGGAAUUAUAUGUUCCCUUGCAAUUUCAAUUGCUUAGAUGACUGGGAAUGUGUCAUUUUGUACAUUGCUAUAUUGCAUAUGAAUGCAUACUUUGUUAGACUCGCAUUCAUAAACUUUAUUCUAUAAUAUCACAGCUUAAGCCACAAAGCAAAAAUGUGGCUUGGGGCAACGUACAUUUCUGAAGAAGUUUGAGUUUGACUGGCAUGCUAGUUGGAAGUGGUUCAGGAUAUGCUUUUUCUUGGAGAUAUAUCAUGUAUCCAUGUGGAUGAAAAGACCAUUUGGUGCUUAAUCAUGCAAAGUCAGGUCUGGUAUUUCUCUGUUUUUUAUCUGUUGUGUACCUUGUCAUGUUGUCCUUAUAUCUUGCUGAAGGUUGAACUCCAAAGUACUGGCUACCAAGCUAUGUCAUGUGCUAUUCCGGUACUCAACGGAAAUGUUCUCUUCGUCGGUUGCUAUUCUAGGGGUCAAGUUUUGUAACUGGAGUUUAUAUAGCGAGGAGCUCAUGCAGUGUACUGUACAAACGCAUCUUUUUCUCCAGAAUAGGAUAAUUGUCUAGAGAUAAAUGCACAUGCACAGUCAGGGACUCAAGGAGCCAUUUGGUCGUGUGUUUUCAGUGUAGUUAUCUUCCUGCAUGUGACAUUGGAAUUUUAAGCAGUAAGCUGUUAUACUGAUUUGCUACUAAGAGUGAAUCAUACGGCGUCCUUGUACCUUU
Messenger RNA from Phragmites australis (common reed), 2884 nucleotides. Its product is annotated as plant-specific TFIIB-related protein PTF2-like. Lineage: Eukaryota; Viridiplantae; Streptophyta; Magnoliopsida; Poales; Poaceae. The coding region runs from base 215 to 1933 and encodes 572 amino acids. The transcript is spliced from 2 exons. Gene Ontology annotation, molecular function: RNA polymerase III type 3 promoter sequence-specific DNA binding; RNA polymerase III general transcription initiation factor activity. Gene Ontology annotation, biological process: DNA-templated transcription initiation; transcription preinitiation complex assembly; transcription by RNA polymerase III. The record is from RefSeq and is a predicted model, not a curated record. Gene Ontology annotation, cellular component: transcription preinitiation complex; nucleus; transcription factor TFIIIB complex.